This is a messenger RNA of Enhydra lutris kenyoni (northern sea otter), 2186 nucleotides long. It is a transcript of the gene KCNC4, whose product is annotated as potassium voltage-gated channel subfamily C member 4. The record is from RefSeq and is a predicted model, not a curated record. Gene Ontology annotation, biological process: protein homooligomerization; potassium ion transmembrane transport. NCBI's taxonomy places the organism in Eukaryota, Metazoa, Chordata, Mammalia, Carnivora, Mustelidae. Gene Ontology annotation, cellular component: dendrite membrane; neuronal cell body membrane; voltage-gated potassium channel complex. Gene Ontology annotation, molecular function: delayed rectifier potassium channel activity; protein binding. The transcript is spliced from 4 exons. The coding region runs from base 1 to 1881 and encodes 626 amino acids.
AUGAUCAGCUCGGUGUGUGUCUCCUCCUACCGUGGGCGCAAGUCGGGGAACAAGCCUCCGUCCAAAACAUGUCUGAAGGAGGAGAUGGCCAAGGGCGAGGCGUCGGAGAAGAUCAUCAUCAACGUGGGCGGCACGCGACAUGAGACCUACCGCAGCACCCUGCGCACCCUACCGGGCACCCGCCUCGCCUGGCUGGCCGAUCCCGACGGCGGGGGCCGGCCCGAAUCGGAUGGCGGCGGUGCAGGCAGCAGAGGCAGCAGCGGCGGCGGGAGCUGCGAGUUCUUCUUCGACCGGCACCCAGGCGUCUUUGCUUACGUGCUCAACUACUACCGCACCGGCAAGCUGCACUGCCCCGCCGACGUGUGCGGGCCGCUCUUCGAGGAGGAGCUCACCUUCUGGGGCAUCGACGAGACCGAUGUGGAGCCCUGCUGCUGGAUGACCUACCGCCAGCACCGCGACGCCGAGGAGGCGCUCGAUAUCUUCGAGAGCCCGGACGGAGGCGGUGGUGGCGCGGGGACGGGCGACGAGGCCGGCGACGAGGAGCGCGAGCUGGCCCUGCAGCGCCUGGGGCCCCACGAGGGAGGUGCGGGCCCCGGCGCCGGGUCCGGGGGCUGCCGUGGCUGGCAGCCCCGCAUGUGGGCGCUCUUCGAGGAUCCCUACUCCUCCCGGGCGGCCAGGGUGGUGGCCUUCGCCUCUCUCUUCUUCAUCUUGGUCUCCAUCACCACCUUCUGCCUGGAGACCCACGAGGCCUUUAACAUCGACCGCAACGUGACCGAGAUCCACCGGGUAGGGAACACCACCAGCGUGCACUUUCGGCGGGAGGUGGAGACAGAGCCCAUCCUGACGUACAUCGAGGGGGUGUGCGUGCUGUGGUUCACGCUGGAGUUCCUGGUGCGCAUCGUGUGCUGCCCGGACACGCUGGACUUCGUCAAGAACCUGCUCAACAUCAUCGACUUCGUGGCCAUUCUGCCCUUCUACCUGGAGGUGGGGCUGAGCGGCCUGUCCUCCAAGGCAGCCCGAGACGUGCUGGGCUUCCUGCGCGUCGUGCGCUUCGUGCGUAUCUUACGCAUCUUCAAGCUCACGCGCCACUUCGUGGGCCUGCGCGUGCUGGGCCACACCCUGCGCGCCAGCACCAACGAGUUCCUGCUGCUCAUCAUCUUCCUGGCCCUGGGGGUGCUUAUCUUUGCCACCAUGAUCUACUAUGCCGAGCGCAUUGGCGCCAGGCCCUCCGACCCGCGGGGCAAUGACCACACCGACUUCAAGAACAUCCCCAUUGGCUUCUGGUGGGCGGUGGUCACCAUGACGACGCUGGGCUAUGGGGACAUGUACCCCAAGACCUGGUCAGGCAUGCUGGUGGGGGCGCUGUGUGCACUGGCUGGCGUGCUCACCAUCGCCAUGCCUGUGCCCGUCAUUGUCAACAACUUCGGCAUGUACUACUCCCUGGCCAUGGCCAAGCAGAAGCUGCCUAAGAAAAGAAAGAAGCAUGUGCCCCGGCCGCCCCAUCUUGAGUCACCCAUCUACUGCAAGUCUGAGGAGACUUCGCCCCGGGACAGCACCUACAGUGACACCAGUCCCCCUGCCCCAGAAGAGGGUAUGGUUGAGAGGAAACGGGCAGACUCCAAGCAGAACGGUGAUGCCAAUGCGGUGCUGUCAGAUGAGGAGGGAGCUGGCCUCACCCAGCCCCUGGCCUCUGCCCCCACCCCUGAGGAGCGCCGGGCCCUGCGACGCUCUGGCCCCCGAGACAAAAACAAGAAGGCAGCCGCCUGCUUCCUGCUCAGCGCCGGGGACUAUGCCUGUGCCGAUGGUAGUGUCCGGAAAGAGACCUGCCGAGACGCCCUCUCGCCCAGCUAUGCCCAGGCUGAAGUCCUCACCCUCUCUUAAGCGGCACCAACGUGAGAGAGGCAGGCAGACAGACAGAAAGCCAAGGCUUAGGGAAACUCUGGAACCCUGGCAAGAAUCUUUCGCUGAGAAAGACUCAGAGAUCCUUGUUUGCCCAGGACUGAUGGAAAACCUCCCAUGUGACCCUCUGGGCCCAGAGCCAUCUGGGCCCGAUGUUCUGUUCUGUUGUACAUUGAAGAGAUAUAUAUGCACAUAUAGCGUCUAUAUUCAUACAUACUAUACUCUCGUGUGUAGUGCACGUGCUUUUGGUGGUCUGUCUUCUUUGUCAGGCUGUGUCUCCCCCAGCC